Chaetomium strumarium is the source of this 867-nucleotide messenger RNA. RefSeq lists its product as uncharacterized. Lineage: Eukaryota; Fungi; Ascomycota; Sordariomycetes; Sordariales; Chaetomiaceae. The transcript is spliced from 3 exons. The record is from RefSeq and is a predicted model, not a curated record. Bases 1 to 867 code for a protein of 288 amino acids.
AUGAUCGAGAUCGAGCAACUUAUCGACCCUACAUCGGACACUACGGCGACCAUCCUCUGCCGCACUUCACACCCGAGGCAAUCGGAAAUCCGCCGAGCGAUACCCCAAGCCCUUAAUAUCCUCGACGCUCUUAAGACUAACGUCCACGGCGGUCAGCGUUUUUCAAGGCUCCGUAUUGUCCUCGAAGCAGUCUCAGCUGUUAAACAACCUCUUCGGUCUCGCAAGGUGUUCGAUGAACUCUCCGACGGAGUUAUUUUCGCCUCGGCAUUGGACCGGAUUGUUCGAGGGCCUGAAGACGUCGACAUCAUUCUUCAAGAGACUAACCAGCGCCUGUUCAUCCUUGGCGAGAGUUGUGACUGGGAACAAGUAACGCCCCAAAAUAUGGAGCGAUACAAACAAGAACUCGAGGAUGGUCUUGGCCUCUCGGCUAGCACACGCUUCAAGGGAGGAAAGAGAUGCUUCUUGGCUACUGUAUCCGUCGACCGAUUUGCAAGAACAGAGGCCGCGCUAAGCCAACUGCUCCAGCUCCUCCAGCCACACCACGCGGUAAUGUCCCUGGCCUGGCCGUACGACCCUGGGCAUGAUGGGCGCCUGGACAUCAACGCUCUAUGGAGGACAGCAGUAUCGAGCCAGGUUCGAAGUCCCGACCCCCGCACUGUUCUCGGGUGGAGGAUCUGGAUCAAUGGCACCGGUAUCCUGCCUGAGUGCCGAGGGCUGGUGCUAAGCAUGCUACAACAGUUCGAGAGCUUCGUCCGUACCCUCACCAACCUAUUUCGGCGAGCAUGGAACCGUGGACGCCACGGCCAGCCAUACCGCCUGAUUGAGAAAGUUUCCCCAGACGAUAUACGCGACUUCUUUCUCGAGUGA